UCUCUGUCUAUGCCUUUCGGUCUUCUCUCUUCUUCUUCUUCUUCAUCUAGUUACUUGACCUUGUCGGCUGCAUAUUCCAGCUGACGUCCGCUCCUUGGUUUCGCCAUUCCACUCCAUCUCAGUCACUCGUUCGACUUUUGACCGCCGGUGUCUCUCUUUAUCUCGCGCAUAGAUCGACCUUGUUCGUCGCUCUUUACCUUCGCUUCCCAGUCGACCCACCGUCGGCUUAAUCACGCACUCCUUUGCAGUCACCAUUCGUGUCGGCAGGCAGACACCUUUCCUUCCAGUCUAUCGCUUUAUCCGAGACCGUGUGCUCGCAUCUCAUUCUUUCCCCUCGCAAGACUACGGCGGACCCUUAGUGGAAUUUGGGCGGUUCGACGCCAGACCUGGAUGUUAGCAGGAUGGCCCAUCAUGGCACCAGUCAUACUCGCUACAACCGGAUGAUGAGGAAGAAAUCGCAGCCCGAUUCGGGAUCGUACGGGGACGCCGACCAGCAGCCCGACUCGCCAACCGCCAUAUCUCCGGAACCAGUGGUAUACGGGUUGAAGGACGAACUGAUUCUCGACCGGGACCACCAGAAACAGGACACCGAUGCCUCGUUGCUCGAGAAACGUCAGCAAUCGGACACAUUGGCGAACGACCAGACGACCGUGUCAGCAACCGUCAUCAACGUGGUCGAUCAUAAUUCGCAGGCAGCUAGCUCCGGCACGUCAGCCACCCCUCCAACCACCGUCUCCGACGAGUCCACCGUGGCCGCGACAUCUGGCGUGUCAACUGAGGCGGAGUCCAUUAUUGUAUCGCUCUCUGCCAGCAUCUCGGUUGCCGACAACCCACAUCCCUCACCUGCGUAUUCCUCGCCCACGGCGGACACCCCGGCCGUGACCAGUACUCGGGAAGCGUCAUCCACGGCCCCCCUCGCGUCUAGUUCCAUCCCAUCGAAAACGUCCACGCCAUUGUUCGGUGUCGCCGGUUCAGCGGCAACCGCGCACCCGUCUAUGGUGUCUGGCAAGCCGUCGAGUGCCUUCUCCGACUACAGUCCCAGUCAGACGCAGGGCAGCAAUUCGGGUUCGGGUUCGGGUUCGGGUUCGGGCACGGCAGUCAGCUCUGGCUCCGGCUCUGCCUGGGUCUUCGGGUCCGGGUCGCAAUCCACCAACACUGCCACGGGUACGGCGACGACUACGACUUCUUCUUACACCGGUUCCGUGACCAGCGCCACGGACACCUACAUCUCUUCGGGAUCUUCUUCCACCGACUCAUUCUACGGUACCUGGAGCACAGGCUCGAGUGGCGGAGCCGGCGGAUCCGGCGCCACGGCCACCGGAAACGCUCCCUUGUCGACCUCGUCCGGGUCCUCCUCCGGGGGCUCGGGUGUGCUCAGCAACCAGGCCAAAGGCAAGAUCGCCGGCGGCGUGGUGGGCGGUGUCGCGGCUGCGAUGAUCGUGUUUGUGAUCGUGGCCUGGCUGCUCCGCCGCAAAAAGAAGGGCAUGCAGGGCCUCCUCCCGUCCGGGACGGGCGCCCUUCCGGCCCCGGACACGGCUGCCACGGCGACGACCGAAGGCUCCUUCACCCGCAUGGGUGAAAUGGCCUCGCGGCGGUCCAGCAAUGACCCCCUCUUUACAGCCUCGUACUUUGCCCCAGCGUUCAUGAAACGGUGGCGGCAAUCGCACAUGACGACGCGCACCGAAGACAGCGUGAGCUCGGAACCCAGCGAACGCGGCUUCCAGAAGAUCGCCGGGCGCAAAAUCCCGUCGGUGCUGCAUUCGGGCGGCGACGGCUACGGCGGGGGCUUCGAGCCCGGGUCGCCGACGACGUCCGAGACAUUCUCCGCGGGCUCGCCCGCCGAGGAGACGGCGGGCCGCAUGAUGGUGUUCCGACCGUCGCCGGCGCGCACGGCCUCGGCCAACGCCAGCCUGCACAGCGAGCACAUGGGCCCGCGUCCCGUGUCGCAGGUGCCUCAGAUCCAUGUGUCCGAGGCCGGGCCGUUGUCGCCGACGAUGCCCAAACGGCCGGACGCGCUGGGGCGCAGCCACCCCAGCUUCGAUGGCAGCCGGGGCAGUCGGUUCACGGAGAGUAUCUAAAGCGGGUAUGGGGUUAUAUACUCGCACUCUGUACAUAUGGUGGUGGUUAUGGUAGUGGUGGAGGAGUUAAUAGCGGGACAUUGUCGGUCUGUGUGACAUACGCCAUGGUCAUGUUGAUCACGUCUGCAAUCUGUACUACUUGCUAGCCUGUUUUCUUAUGGAUACCCCAAUUCAUCUAUUUUCUGUUUGUGCCGUCGUCGUGCGGUCCAUCCGUCCGUCCUUAUGGAGAUAAAAAU
Aspergillus heteromorphus CBS 117.55 is the source of this 2314-nucleotide messenger RNA. RefSeq lists its product as uncharacterized. The record is from RefSeq and is a predicted model, not a curated record. The transcript has 2 exons. Bases 402 to 2078 code for a protein of 558 amino acids. Lineage: Eukaryota; Fungi; Ascomycota; Eurotiomycetes; Eurotiales; Aspergillaceae.